Molecule: messenger RNA, 659 nt
Organism: Cinara cedri
Lineage: Eukaryota; Metazoa; Arthropoda; Insecta; Hemiptera; Aphididae
Source: the annotation of a GenBank genome assembly
AUGUCGCCUACGAAACGGUCUGCGGUCGCAGUACUUACCGACGCACUCCCUCGGGACAUUUCAAACCGAAUGCUAAUAAUAUUGAACAAAAAUGUCGUUUGCGAUAAUUUCCUACCGUUAGAACCGAUUUUAUCGGACUAUAAUUUUAUUUAAUGAAAACGCGAAUCGUAACGUUUUUUCGUCCUUUUUGUUUUGUUUGUUUUCAGAAUCCUAAUGACGAUCCGCCCGACGCGAUCCAAAUAGAAUCGCCACUGACGAACGUACCGACCAUGGGCGACGACCAACAAGUUUCGUCGGCCGGCGAACCACCCGUCCCGAGCGCCGAACAACAACAAGACGGACAGGCCAAGGGACCGUUGACCGGCCUGAUACCGGGCGGUAGUACGACGACCGCUCCAGCGGCGUCCGCGGGGUCGGGGUCGGGGUCGCCACUGCCCGACGGACUUUUGGGCGGCGGAGGGCUUCCCACCGGGAUCCCCGGGCUUCCGGGAGGGCUUUCCGGUGCCGGGGGCGACGGCCAAAACGCUCCCACGCUCAUUCUGGGCGGAUUUUCCGUACUCGUGAUGCCGUUGCGGGGCAUGAGCCUGUCCAACAUGGCCUCGAUGAUGUCGAAUGGACAACAGAUGAUGCAGCUGCUGCCCAAACCCGGUGUCGGGUGA